Molecule: messenger RNA, 747 nt
Organism: Choloepus didactylus (southern two-toed sloth)
Lineage: Eukaryota; Metazoa; Chordata; Mammalia; Pilosa; Megalonychidae
Product: proline-rich protein 2-like
Exons: 1
Coding region: 1-747 (248 amino acids)
Source: RefSeq, a predicted model, not a curated record
AUGGCCCGGCCCAGCCCGGGAGUCCUUCCGCAGGGGCCGGGAUGGGGAUGGGGUCGCGUGCCGGCCCGGCCCGGCUCGGAUUUCCUGCCGCCGCGGCCGCCGCCGCCGCCGCCGCCAGGGUCCGCGUCGCCCCGCCCCCAGCAGUGCCCGCCCAGCGGAAACCACGCCCACCGCCGCCCUGGUCCGUCUCGCCCAAGCGGAGGACACGCCCAGCGCCGCCCCUCCCCCAGGAGUGCCCGCCCGCGGGGCCACGCCCACUGCCGCCCAGGUUUUGCGUCGCCCCGCCCCCAGCAGUGCCCGCCCCGCGGAAACCACGCCCACCGCCGCCCUGGUCCGUACCGCCCAAGCAGAGGACACGCCCAGCGCCGCCCCGCCCCCAGCAGUGCCCGCCCCGCGGAAACCACGCCCGCCGCCGCCCUGGUCCGUCCCGCCCAAGCGGAGGACACCCCGAGCGCCGCCCCGCCCCCAGCAAUGCUCGAGCCCCGCAGAGGCCGCGCGCCCCCGACCUGGGCAUCCCUGACCCUGUGUCCCCGCCAAGGCUUCCUCCCCAGACCCGUGUGGCCCCAACGCCCACGUUGCCCCAGCCCUACCCACAGUGCCCCCCCACACGCAGGUACCGGGACCCCAGCACCCAGGGACAGCCUCGCCCUGGGCCUCCUGGACCCUGAACCCAGCCCCCAAGUACCCCGGCGCCCGUGGUGGCCCGACGGCCUGCCCGAUGCCUGGAAUCUGAAGUCCCAGGCCUGA